CGUCGAACAGAUGCUGGCGGACGCGGUGCAGCAAGCCGACCGUGUGUGCUCCUACGGGAUGCAGCUCAACUGGGACAUCAACGAUCCGCAGAUGCCGCAGGAGCCAGCCUUCUUUGACCACUUCCAAGAGUGGCCGGAUGGCUAUGUGCGCUUCAUCUACAGCAGUGAGGAGAAGAAGGCGCAGCGCCACCUGAGCGGCUGGGCCAUGCGCAACACCAACAACCACAACGGCCACAUCCUAAAGAAGUCGUGCCUGGGCGUGGUGGUGUGUGCACAGGCCUGCGCCAUGCCCGAUGGCUCCCGCCUGCAACUGCGGCCGGCCAUCUGCGACAAGGCCAGGCUGAAACAGCAGAAGAAAUCAUGCCCCAACUGUCAUUCUGCAUUGGAGUUGAUUCCUUGUCGGGGGCACAGUGGAUACCCUGUAACCAACUUUUGGCGGCUUGAUGGCAACGCGAUAUUUUUUCAGGCCAAGGGAGUUCAUGAUCACCCAAGACCAGAGAGCAAAUCAGAGACAGAAGCUAGAAGAAGUGCCAUCAAGAGACAAAUGGCCUCUUUUUACCAAUCCCAGAAAAAGAGAAUUCGAGAACCUGAGGCAGAAGAAGAUGAAGACAGCAGUGGACAUUUCAGCCACAUACUUCCCCUGGAAAACCCAGAACAGUUUGACAUAAUUAUUGACACUGGCUUCCCGGUUCCAGGACAGGCUUGCCCUUCCUUCCCAAACUCUGAUGCUUACAAAGCUACCUGUGACCUAGCCACUUUUCAAGGAGACAAAAUGCUACCCUUUCAGAAAUAUCCAAACCCAAGAAUCUAUUUGCCUAGGCCAUCUUGCAGCUAUGAAUUGGCAGGCCCUGGUUAUACAAAUUCGAGCCCAUAUUCCACCCUUUACAAAGAAGCCACUGGUAUCCCUACUGACACAGACUGGGUUCAUCUGAAUGCACUGCAAUAUAAUGUCAAUUCAUACAGCACCUAUGAGAAAAGUUUUGAUUUCACCAAUAAACAACAUGGCUGGAAACCAGCUCUUGGAAUACCUGGUCUUGGGGAGAGGACUGAGCAUGGACAGUUCCAGGCUGUGGCCAAUCUCCCUUAUUACAAUCCAGAGCUCCCCUGCAGGUACCUCACGACUGCCCCACCAGGUGCCCCUGCCCUACAGACAGUGAUUACCACCACCACCCAAGUGUCCUACCAGGCCUACCAGCCCCCUGCUCUGAAGCACGGUGACAACGUACGAGAGGUCAAGAGGCUUUCAGGCUGUAACUGUGCUCCUGGGGACACCCAGAUGUCUGUCUGUCCAGAAGCCUUGAGCCCUCUAGCUACAGUCACCAGGGCAGCCUCUCCCUUGGGGCCACUUCCUUUGAAAAUUCCAGGAGACUGCCGGGCCUUCAUACCCACUUUGGCUUUUCCUCAAGAGUCCGCUUCCUCUAGGACGGAUGGAACAGAGACCUGGGAUGUGUGUCUGUCUGGGAUGGCCCCUGCAAUCAGUUACUCAGAUAGAGUGGCUCCGAUCUUUAGCUAUGACAGUGAGGACUUUUGAAAGACAACACAGGGGACAACAUAAUACUGGCAGGCAUGCAGGCAGCGAAAUGUAAAAUGGCAACUAUCUCCUGUUGAGUUGGGAGAUUGAUUUUGUUUGCAAAGAAAUAAAGACAAUGGUAAAAAUGCUGAGUAGCUAAGGAAAUAUUAUAAUUAGUGAGAAAUGUUUAGAUAAUGUAGGGAAAUUUCGCACAGCAUUUCAAAACCCACUGUAGUGCAUAGAAGUAGGUUGGGAAAGUAUGACUCUCCCAAGAGAAUAAAUAAGCAAACUGGAAAAGGUUAAAGAAAUACUGACUUUGGUUCACUUAGCUUAUUAGCUGGAGUAGAAGUCAAGGAUCCUGGUUCUCAUUUUGAGCCUUUUCCCAUUAGGCCCAUAUUAGGGAAUUCCACACAUCCUUAUUUGGCCCUUAGAGGCUGUCAAAGCAGCUUUAGGAAGGAAUCGUUACAAGCGUAUCUCCUGAGUCAUUUCAUGAAAUUUUUGUUUAGCAUUUAGAAUAUGUUAAAAUAUUUCAGGAAAUAAUCUUGAUCAUUUUAUUUACGAAAUGUAUACCUGCAGCUUUUCAAAAAAU
Microcebus murinus (gray mouse lemur) is the source of this 2099-nucleotide messenger RNA. It is a transcript of the gene GCM2, whose product is annotated as glial cells missing transcription factor 2. Gene Ontology annotation, biological process: regulation of transcription by RNA polymerase II; gliogenesis. NCBI's taxonomy places the organism in Eukaryota, Metazoa, Chordata, Mammalia, Primates, Cheirogaleidae. Gene Ontology annotation, cellular component: nucleus. The record is from RefSeq and is a predicted model, not a curated record. Gene Ontology annotation, molecular function: DNA-binding transcription activator activity, RNA polymerase II-specific; RNA polymerase II cis-regulatory region sequence-specific DNA binding.